GAAGGAAGAAUGGAGUUUCCAGACCAUAGCCGCCAGUUGCUGCAGUGUCUGAGUCAGCAGCGUCACCAGGGCUUCCUGUGUGACUGUACUGUUUUAGUUGGAGAAGCUCAAUUCAGGGCUCACAGAGCCGUCCUCGCCUCUUGCAGUAUGUACUUCCAUCUUUUCUACAGGGACCAGUUAGACAAAAGGGAUAUUGUGCAUCUGAACAGUGACAUUGUCACGGCCCCUGCCUUCAGCCUGCUGCUGGAAUUCAUGUACGAGGGGAAGCUGGAAUUCAACAGCCUCCCCGUGGAAGAUGUGCUGGCUGCGGCGAGCUACCUUCACAUGUAUGACAUUGUGAAAGUCUGCAAGGGCAAGUUGAAAGAUAAAGAGUUGGGUUCGGAGGAGAAGGCGAGCGAGGAGGCGGUGGCGGGUUUGGAGAAAGGGGAGCGUUUUCUAGACCCCGUCCACGAGUUCGACCCGGGAAACAAACCCAAAUUCGGCAUCGGGGAAUACGAGAGAGCGGCGGGCAAAGAAAAGGUCAGCAGCCACCCCGCCUGGUCCUCUGAUCAUCUCAGUGUCAGCUCCGCGCCGACGGAGGCAGAACCGUGCGCCGCAGCAGCUGGAAAAACAAAGGCUAAUGUCAAUAGUUCCACAGGACCUUUGUCCCAAAGGUCUGUUAACCAUCCCCUGGCUCCCAGCGAUGGGGACUGCGCGCUGGAUUUGUCUUUCAAACCCGUGCCGGGGAGAGAUUCCUUACACCCCUCCUAUGUCUUUGGACAGCUGGCUUCCGACAGCCAGCAGCAGGGUACCCAGCCACUUGUUAAAGACGAACAAGACUUGCUGUCAGAUCAGGAGGACGGCGGCGAAGCCGGCAGUCCGGAGAGUCAGCAUUUUGGGAAUUCAGCCAAAAGCUUAGUGACAGGGUUAGGACACAUGUUCGCGGGGAAUGGCAGCUCUCAUGCCCGGGAGGAGGAUAUAGAUCAAGAGAGAGACGAGAGCGAGGACGACAUGGAUUCAUCAGAUAUCUCCUCCUCGGGCGUCCUGGUGCCUCCAGGCCAUAUCUGCAUUUGUCCCCUCUGCAGCAAGGUGUUCCCCAGCCCCCACAUCCUCCAGCUCCACCUCAGCUCUCAUUUCCGUGACAAGGACGGCUCCCGGACCCGCUUGUCCCCCGACGGGUCCGUCCCGACUUGUACCCUCUGCGGGAAGACUUUUUCUUGCAUGUACACCUUAAAGAGGCACGAGAGGACUCACUCGGGGGAGAAGCCCUACACCUGCGGCCAGUGUGGGAAGAGCUUCCAGUAUUCCCACAACCUCAGCCGCCACGCCGUGGUGCACACCCGGGAGAAACCCCACGGGUGCAAGUGGUGCGAGAGACGCUUCACCCAGUCCGGAGAUCUCUACAGACACAUCCGCAAAUUUCAUUGUGGCCUUGUAAAGUCCUUGGUUGUUUGAGACAUCCGAUUAUUUUUUUUAAUUUUAUUUUAUUUUUUUAAUUAUUUCCCACCACCCUUUUAAAACAAAACAGGGAAAAAAAAAAAAGGCAGCAUCCGAAUUUUAAUUUUUUAUUCCCCUCCCACCCCCUCCUUUAUUUUAUUUUGGUGAUAUUCACUUCAGGUAUAUGAUCUUUAAAAGAUGCAGAGGUAUACACUCCAAAGGCCUUUUAAUGCAAUCCCUCCACCUCCCCCCCUUCCCCUGCCACCCUCCCUGCCCAGCCCUGUCCUUUAGGUCUUCUCUCGCGCACCCAUGUUACAUUAUUAAUGUGAAAUGAGCUAAGUAUUUCUGCAGUGAUUUAGCAUCUGUUUUCAGGCUGGAAGUACUUGCUUCGUGCUUCAUGGUUUGUUUUUUUUUUUUGGUUGAGUUUUGGUUUU
Messenger RNA from Calidris pugnax (ruff), 1850 nucleotides. It is a transcript of the gene ZBTB42, whose product is annotated as zinc finger and BTB domain containing 42. The coding region runs from base 10 to 1434 and encodes 474 amino acids. The transcript has a single exon. Gene Ontology annotation, cellular component: nucleus. The record is from RefSeq and is a predicted model, not a curated record. Gene Ontology annotation, molecular function: RNA polymerase II cis-regulatory region sequence-specific DNA binding; DNA-binding transcription factor activity, RNA polymerase II-specific; protein binding. Gene Ontology annotation, biological process: regulation of transcription by RNA polymerase II. Lineage: Eukaryota; Metazoa; Chordata; Aves; Charadriiformes; Scolopacidae.